AUCUGAAAGCUGUCUUCAAAAGUGGCGGGAACCCUACUCUUCUUCCACGUUUCCCUCUCUUCGCUUGUACUUCCACUUCCAUUGCUGAACCCUCUCCCUACCCAAAAAACCAGAGCAAUGAACAACGGCAGCGCUCGGAAAGGUCGACCGCCGCCGCAGCACCCAUCGCCGGCUCCAGCGGCCAAGCACCAGGCACUUUCUCAAGAGGAAGAUUUCGUCGACGAAGAUGUCUUCCUCGACGAGAAUCUUCUCGAUGAGGACACUCUCAUCCUCCGCGACAUCGAGGAGCGUCAGGCCCUCGCUACCCGGCUUUCCAAGUGGGCUCGUCCACCUCUUUCCCAGGAUUACCUGUCCCAGUCGAAGAGCAUCGUGUUUCAGCAAUUGGAAAUUGAUUACGUGAUCGGGGAAAGUCACAGAGAACUGUUGCCGAAUUUGUCUGGGCCUGCCGCUAUUCUUAGAAUUUUCGGGGUUACGAGGGAAGGACAUAGUGUAUGCUGCCAUGUUCAUGGAUUUGAACCAUACUUCUAUAUCAGUUGUCCUCCAGGCAUGGGUCCUGAUGAUAUCUCUAUCUUCCACCGAAUUCUUGAGGCUAGAAUGAAGGAGGUAAAUAGGAACAGUAAAGCACCUAACUUUGUGCGGCGCAUUGAAUUGGUGCAAAAGAGAAGUAUUAUGUACUACCAGCAGCAGACUUCUCAUCCAUUUCUUAAAAUCGUUGUUGCACUGCCAACAAUGGUCACCAGCUGCCGUGGUAUUCUUGAUAGAGGCAUACAAAUUGAUGGCCUUGGUAUGAAAAGCUUCAUGACAUAUGAAAGCAAUGUGCUUUUUGCCCUCCGCUUUAUGAUUGACUGCAAUGUUGUUGGUGGAAACUGGAUUGAGGUUCCUGUGGGAAAAUCUAAAAAAACUGUUAGAAAUUUAUCAUAUUGCCAAUUGGAGUUUGACUGCCUAUAUUCAGACUUGAUCAGCCAUGCCCCAGAAGGGGAAUUUUCUAAAAUGGCUCCAUUUCGGAUAUUGAGUUUUGAUAUUGAGUGUGCAGGGCGUAAAGGCCAUUUUCCUGAGCCUACCCAGGAUCCUGUGAUUCAGGUGGCAAACCUAGUUACUUUGCAGGGAGAGGACCAACCGUUCACUCGCAAUGUCAUGACCCUCAACUCUUGCUCUCCUAUUGCGGGUGUUGAUGUCUUAUCAUUUGAUACAGAACGUGAAGUAUUGCUGGCUUGGAGGGAUCUAAUUCGUGAAGUAGACCCUGAUAUAAUAAUUGGAUAUAACAUCUGCAAAUUUGAUUUGCCAUAUCUAAUCGAGAGAGCCGAGACACUGAAAAUACCAGAAUUUCCAGUAUUUGGUCGCAUCAGGAAUAGUAAAGUUCGUGUCAAAGAUACUACUUUUUCUUCAAGACAGCUUGGAACAAGGGAGAGUAAAGAAAUAACGGUGGAAGGAAGAGUUCAAUUUGAUUUACUUCAGGUUAUGCAACGAGAUUAUAAAUUAAGUUCGUACUCGUUGAAUUCUGUCUCUUCACAUUUCCUUUCUGAACAGAAAGAGGAUGUUCACCAUUCAAUAAUAUCAGAUCUUCAAAAUGGCAAUGCGGAAACACGGAGACGGCUUGCUGUUUAUUGUUUAAAGGAUGCGUAUCUUCCACAACGGCUUUUAGAUAAACUGAUGUUCAUUUACAAUUACGUGGAGAUGGCUCGAGUAACUGGUGUUCCUAUUUCUUUUCUUCUUUCAAGAGGGCAAAGCAUUAAGGUACUCUCGCAACUCCUUAGGAAGGCAAAACAGAAAAACCUCGUUAUUCCAAAUGCUAAACAUGCAGGAUCUGAUCAAGGAACCUAUGAGGGUGCUACUGUUUUGGAAGCAAGGGCGGGGUUCUAUGAAAAGCCCAUUGCUACGCUGGAUUUUGCAUCUCUAUAUCCAUCCAUCAUGAUGGCAUAUAAUUUAUGUUAUUGCACUCUGGUGACUCCAGAAGAUGCUCGCAAGCUAAACUUGCCCCCUGAACAUUUCAACAAAACCCCAUCUGGUGAGAUAUUUGUCAAGCCAAAUUUACAGAAGGGGAUACUUCCUGAAAUAUUAGAAGAACUAUUGACUGCUCGGAAAAGAGCAAAGGCAGAUUUGAAGGAAGCGAAGGAUCCUUUUGAGAAGGCUGUGUUGGAUGGUCGACAGCUAGCUCUGAAGAUAAGUGCAAAUUCUGUGUAUGGGUUUACAGGAGCUACUGUUGGUCAGUUGCCAUGUAUAGAGAUAUCAUCGAGUGUUACAAGCUAUGGUCGACAAAUGAUUGAACACACAAAGAAGCUUGUGGAAGAUAAAUUUACAACGCUUGGGGGAUAUGAGCACAAUGCUGAGGUAAUCUAUGGUGAUACAGAUUCCGUUAUGGUACAAUUCGGUGUGCCCAGUGUAGAAGCAGCAAUGAUCUUGGGAAGGGAAGCAGCUGACUAUAUCAGUGGUACUUUCAUAAAACCUAUCAAGUUAGAGUUUGAGAAGGUAUAUUAUCCAUAUCUGUUGAUUAGUAAGAAGAGAUACGCUGGUCUAUUUUGGACUAAUCCAAACAAGUUUGACAAGAUGGAUACCAAAGGCAUUGAGACAGUUCGAAGAGAUAAUUGCUUAUUGGUGAAAAACCUUGUAAAUGAGUGCUUGCACAAAAUUCUUAUCGAUAGAGAUGUCCCAGGGGCAGUUCAAUAUGUGAAGAACACGAUUUCAGAUCUGCUUAUGAACCGUGUGGAUUUGUCACUCUUGGUCAUCACUAAGGGACUAACAAAAACUGGAGAUGAUUAUGAAGUGAAGGCAGCUCAUGUUGAACUUGCUGAGCGCAUGCGUAAGCGAGAUGCUGCCACUGCUCCAAAUGUUGGCGAUCGUGUCCCUUAUGUGAUCAUUAAAGCAGCAAAAGGUGCCAAGGCAUAUGAGAGGUCAGAGGAUCCCAUUUAUGUUCUAGAGAAUAGCAUACCUAUAGACCCUCAGUACUAUCUCGAGAAUCAGAUUAGCAAGCCUCUUCUACGAAUUUUUGAGCCCAUCUUGAAAAACGCUAGCAAGGAACUUCUACAUGGAAGUCACACGAGAUCAAUUUUUAUUUCUACUCCGUCAAAUGGUGGCAUAAUGAAAUUUGCUAAGAAACAGCUUACCUGCAUUGGCUGCAAGGCUCUGCUAAGCAAGGCAGACAAAACUCUCUGCUCACACUGCAAAGGAAGAGAAGCGGAACUUUACUGCAAAGCAAUUGCAAAUGUGUCUGAUUUGGAGAUGGUUUUUGGGAGGCUUUGGACACAGUGCCAAGAAUGCCAAGGGUCUCUUCACCAAGAUGUCCUCUGUACGAGUCGAGACUGUCCGAUAUUUUAUCGAAGGAAGAAGGCACAAAAAGACAUGGCUGAAGCUAAACAGCAUUUGGAACGUUGGAAUUUCUAAUAUCGUUGAAAGGUUUUGUUUUGUUUUUCAUCAAGUUCAUGACUUAGAUAUCGACUAGAAAUUUGUUGUUUCUAGAAGCCUCCCUCCUGUAAAUUAUAGUUAUUAUACAUUUUAAGGCAAUUUAUUGUUACAUAAUUUGUGUAUGAA
Molecule: messenger RNA, 3525 nt
Organism: Benincasa hispida (wax gourd)
Lineage: Eukaryota; Viridiplantae; Streptophyta; Magnoliopsida; Cucurbitales; Cucurbitaceae
Product: DNA polymerase delta subunit 1
Biological process (GO): DNA-templated DNA replication; nucleotide-excision repair, DNA gap filling; base-excision repair, gap-filling
Cellular component (GO): delta DNA polymerase complex
Molecular function (GO): nucleotide binding; 3'-5'-DNA exonuclease activity; DNA binding
Source: RefSeq, a predicted model, not a curated record